Angiostrongylus costaricensis is the source of this 492-nucleotide messenger RNA. The record is from the annotation of a GenBank genome assembly. Lineage: Eukaryota; Metazoa; Nematoda; Chromadorea; Rhabditida; Metastrongylidae.
UAUUUCGUGAACGUUGCCGGUUUGGUUUACGUUCUGAUGAUCACUUUCGUCUACGUGGUAUUCUGGCCGCUUUACGAAGAGGAGAAAAGAGUAGCACUUGCGGACCUCGCAAUAACUGGCUUGUUUUUCGUUCUAUUUUUUUUCUGCUCAGCAUCAUGGUGGGCUGGAUCCAACACCAUAGGAUUCGCUACGAGUGAUGAACGCGUCACUGCGUUAAUGAAAGGAAGUGACGCAUUCUGGAAGGGCAGUGAGGAACCGCAGAUGUCCUUUGCAACGCACGCCAACAAUGGAAAACUCGUUGUCUCUGUAGUAAGUUUUCGAGCCAAGAAACAUCCCUUAAACGACAAAUGUAGAGAAGUACGCUACAUUUUACAGCGAGAGCUUGUUGAAGGAAGGUUUUUUGUUUUGAUGGGGGUAGGAGGAGAGGGGAGGGGAAGUGGUGAGCCACUAAGCGUUCACUGCCCUAUUCGUUGUAAGUGGUCACAAACCUAA